Molecule: messenger RNA, 5016 nt
Organism: Apiotrichum porosum
Lineage: Eukaryota; Fungi; Basidiomycota; Tremellomycetes; Trichosporonales; Trichosporonaceae
Exons: 1
Coding region: 1-5016 (1671 amino acids)
Biological process (GO): transmembrane transport
Cellular component (GO): fungal-type vacuole; fungal-type vacuole membrane
Molecular function (GO): ATP binding; ATP hydrolysis activity; ABC-type peptide transporter activity
Source: RefSeq, a predicted model, not a curated record
AUGGAAGCAACCUCCAUCUUUGCCAUCGCGGCAACGGCCGUGAUACCGUUCGUCUCGCUCUCAUCACUCUCCAUCUAUCUUUCCUCCCACCCAGCCUCGCCUGCGUAUUCGCUUCUAAAGAGAGGCGGCGUCCAGCUCCCUUCCUCCUCCGACGAGGCACUCGCUGCAGCUCCUCGCGAUGCGUUUGAACUCGAGGACCCUUUGGUCCUCACCAACGGCGUACCCGUCCGCGAAGAGCAGUUCUGGCGUUCACAGUGGCUUCUCAAGCUUGCCUUGCUGUUGACCCUCAUCCCUCCUUUCCUCGCCAACCUUGCCCUCCUGGUUCUCACCCUCAUCUCCGUCGAGGGCCUCGAGGAGCACGAGAAGCUGCGUGCAAUCCUUCUGCCCUCACUUCUCAUCCCGGCGCAGGUGGUGACCAUCGUUUUGACAUGUGUCUACUUUCAACAGAAAGAGACGCGCACCCACUGGCCCACGACGAUCCACCUGGCGUCCACCCUUGUCACACAGUUUAUCGUUCUCACCGGCCUGGCCAUCAUGCCAACGACGCCGAUGCCAUCGUCCCCAAUCAGCUUCACUACGCUCGCCGCCCGCAUGGACGCAUUCGGUAUCGCCCCCGUCAAGGCUAUUACCGUCCUCACAGCUGCCCUCCCCGUCUUGACCUUCUUCCCCUUCCUCAUCAUCUGCCUGGCUCGCCGUGGCCCUGCCAUGUACAUGCCCCUCAAGGACAUUUACCCGGCCAAGAUUGUUGACGCCGUGCCAGCCGACCACCCCGCUCUCAACCCCAACCUUCCCAACGUCAGCGCCCAGGUUCAGUGUACGGUCGUGGAAUGGAUUCUGUUCUCGUACACGGACGUGGUGAUCGAACGUGCCAAGGUCAGCGACUCGAUGGACGUUCCCGACCUCCCCGUCCUUGUCGCCAACAUGCGUGCUCUCAAGAACUAUUUGAGCAUGAAGCGCGUCUACGGCCGUCAGCGUUCUCGUCUCGGGAAGAAGGAGGGCUUCAACCUCCUCUUCAAGCUUGCCAAGGUCAACAAGGGUCUGCUCAUCGCCCAGACUGUCCUUGCUGUCGUCACCGCCGUCGGCUACUACGCUCCUCACAUGGUGCUCAACUUCUUCAUCCGCUACCUCGAGAACGACCCCGCUCGUACCCACCCGGCCUGGGGAUGGCUCUUUGCCCUCGGUCUCUUCGUGUCCAACGCCCUCAUCUACAUCAUGUCGGGCAUCAUUUGGUCCAUUAGCUCCACGCUCCUCACCGGUCGCUUCAAGCUGCAGCUCAACACGAUGUUGUUCAGCAAGACGCUGCGCAAGAAGGACAUUGCUGCUCCUGGUGACGACACCGGCGCCGUCGGUGGUGUCAAGGAGGAGGCUGAAAAGGCCAAGAACAAGAAGGACAAGAAGGACAAGGGCGAGGAAGAAGAGGAAGAAGAGGCUGUCACGUCAAAGUCUCAGAUCAUGACCCUCUUCACUGUGGACGUUGACCGUGUCACCGAGUUUAUCCACUACUCGUUCGCCGUUGUUGACUCGCCCACGGAGAUUGUGAUUGCCACCAUGAUGCUGUACUGGAUGCUCGGCACUUCGGCUUUCUGGGGCCUGCUCGCUUCCAUCCUCUGCAUGCCUCUCAACCACCUCGCCUCCAAGUUUGUUGUCACCGCCCAGGAGAACCUCAUGAAGACUCGUGACCAGCGCACGGCACUCAUGAACGAGGUCCUCCAAGGUGUGCGCAUGCUCAAGUUUAUGGCCUGGGAGCGUUCGUUCGAAAAGCGCAUCAACACCAUUCGUCGCAACGAGCUCUCGUGGCAGGCCCGCAACUACCAGAUUGAAGUGGCCUUCAACUGUCUCUGGGCAAUCACUCCCGUGAUUGUCACCGUUGUCUCGUUCAUCCACUUCACCCUCGUCCGCGGCCAGCCCCUCACCCCGUCCAAGGCGUUCACCUCGCUCGCCGUCUUCGCCGAGCUCCGUUUUGCCCUCAACGCUCUCCCCGAGUGCUUUAUCCAGGCCCUCCAGGGCUUUGUCUCAUGUCGCCGUAUUGAAAAGUACAUGUCGCUUGCCGAGGUUUCCGAUGUGGAGACCUUCCCCGGCGGUGAUGUCGUCCUCAACUCGGCCACAUUCACUUGGCCCAGGGACGACUCGUCUGCUGGCGCCAAGUCUACCGCCCCGACUCCCCGCGCUGCCUUCACGCUCGCCGACCUCACCCUCCGGUUCCCCCAGGGCAAGCUUUCUCUGAUCUGCGGUCGUCUCGGCUCUGGCAAGUCGCUUCUCCUCGCCGGUCUCCUGGGCGAGGCCGACCUUCUCUCGGGUCAGUCCAUCUGUCCUCGCUCUGAGCCAGACACCAUGUCUCGCUUUGACGCCAAGGUCAACGACGACAACUGGAUCCUCCCUCACAUGGUCGGCUACGUCCCCCAGCAGGCCUGGCUCCAGAAUGCGAGCAUCAAGGACAACAUCGUCUUUUCCAGCCCCUGGAACGCCGAGCGUUACGCAAAGGUCAUUGAGGCGUGCUCCCUCACUACCGACUUGGAGAUUCUCGAGGACGGUGACGAGACCGAGAUUGGUGAGAAGGGUCUCAACCUGUCUGGCGGCCAAAAAGCCCGUGUCUCGCUCGCUCGUGCGGUCUACUCUCGCGCAGGCGUCCUCUACCUCGAUGACGUUCUCUCGGCCGUCGAUGCGCACACUGCUCACUUUAUCAUGGACAACUGCUUCAACGGUCCCAUGAUGGCCGACCGCACCCUCCUCCUUGUCUCGCACCACACCGCCCUCGUCUCCCCAUCGGCCGCCUACAUUGUCGCUCUUGAGAACGGCGAUGUCAAGUUUGCUGGCACUCGCGCCGACUUUGUUGAAUGCGGUCUCAUGAAGGAGCUCGACGCAGAGGACCCCGAGGGUCCCACUGUCGGCGAGAAGCUCGAAGAGAAGACUGUCGAGGAGAACAUUGCGUCGUCCUUCAAGCCCGGUCACAAGGCUGUCAUGAGCCUCAGCGGAACCGCUGGCCUCUCGGAGCCCAACUCGGAGACCAGCUCGAUCGCUCCUACGGACGACGAGCUCACGGCUGCUGGCGCAUCCACGCCCGAGCUCGUCAAGGCGAAGACUCCCCGCAAGCUCAUCGAGGACGAGAAGCGCGUCCGUGGCCGUAUUGCCCUCCCCGUCUGGAUGACCUACUUCCGUGCCCUCGGCGGUCCCGUGUGGUGGAUUUCCUUCAUCCUCACCCUCGUUAUCGCCGCUCUCGUCCCCAUUGCUGAGCAAGGCUGGGUGACCUACUGGUCGCGUUCGGCUCUGCCUAACAGCGGGGAGACGGCCCACUCCCCGACUUACUACGUGCUGGGUUACGCCAUCAUCUCCAUCCUCGGUUGCUUCCUCUCCAACGCCCAGUUCGCCGUCACCUACUUUGGCUCCCUCCGUGCCUCGCGCAUCCUGCACUCGCGCAUGCUCGAGUCGGUGCUGUUCGCCACACUCCGUUUCCACGACACCACCAGCCGUGGCCGUCUACUCAACCGUUUUGGCAAGGACAUUGAAGGUCUCGACUCGGCCAUGGGCGACCACCUCGUCCGUUCCAUCCAGUACGCACUGAACGUUGUCAGGACACUCGUCACUAUCACCUACGUCGGCGGCUGGCCGUUCAUCUGCGCUGCCCUUCUCAUGUUCGUUGUCUACUACCGCGCUGGGUCCAUGUACGGCCAGGCGUCUCGCGACAUGCGCCGUCUCGACUCGGUCACGCGUUCACCCCUCUACUCGCUCUUUGGCGAGACCGUCUCAGGUGUCGCCGUCAUUCGCGCCUUUGGUGCCAGCACCGUCGCCCUUUCGGAGAUGAUGCAUCUGGCCGACACCAACCUGAUCGCCUUUUUCUGGGCGUGGACCGUCAACCGCUGGCUCUCGGCUCGCUACAACCUCCUCUCGGCCCUGCUUGUCGGCGUCACCGCCGCGGCCAUCCUUGUCGCUCCCCGUGUGGACGCCGCCAUGGCUGGUUUCGCCCUCUCGUUUGCCGCCUCCAUCAUGCACGACCUCCUCUUCGUCGUCCGGCGUUUUGUUCAGCUCGAGCAGUCCAUGGUCGCCCUCGAGCGUAUCAAGGAGUACUCCGAGGUCCCCCAGGAGGCACCAGAGAUUGUCGAGCCCCGCCCGGCUGCCGACUGGCCCGCCGAGGGUGCCGUUGAUGUCCAGGACCUGGUUAUCCGCUACGCCCCCGAUCUCCCCGACGUUCUCCACAGCAUUUCGUUUUCGGUGCAGCCUCGCGAGAAGAUUGGUAUUGUCGGCUCGACGGGUUGCGGCAAGUCGACGCUCGCCCUGUCAUUCUUCCGUUUCGUCGAGGCCACCUCGGGCAAGAUUACCAUUGACAACGUCGAUAUUGCCAAGAUUGGUCUUACCGACCUCCGUUCCCAGAUCAUGAUUAUCCCCCAGGACCCAACCAUUCUGUCCGGUACGCUCCGUUCGACUCUGGAUGUGUUUGACGAGUACGACGAUGCCGACAUUUACGAGGCUCUCCGCCGUGUCCACCUCUUGACCGCUGACGAGGAGGUCGGCCCCGAGGCCGCCGCCGCUGCCGCUGCCACGUCGUCUACUUCGCAGCAGGACGGCGAGGCCGAGCGCAACGCCAACGUCUUCCGCGACCUCUCCCACCCUGUCUCUGAAGGAGGCGACAACUUCUCCUCGGGCGAAAAGCAGCUCAUCUGCAUGGCCCGCGCCAUUCUCCGCCGCAACAAGGUUCUCUUCAUGGACGAGGCCACCGCCUCGAUCGACUACGAGACGGACGAGCUCAUCUCCAAGACCAUCCGCCAGGAAUUCAGCGACUCGACCAUCCUGACCAUUGCGCACCGUAUCCACACCAUUAUCGACUUUGACAAGGUCCUCGUCAUGCACCGCGGUUCGAUCGCAGAGUAUGCCUCGCCCGCUGAGCUGCUGCGCGACCACAAGAGCAGGUUCUACGGCCUGUGCAAGGCCACGGGCAAGAGCGAGUUCAAAAACCUCCGUGAGAUGGCUUUCGAUGCCGAGCGCAGGCGCAAGGAGGGCGACCAGCCGCUGGUCGAGGUGUAA